Molecule: messenger RNA, 3834 nt
Organism: Rotaria sp. Silwood1
Lineage: Eukaryota; Metazoa; Rotifera; Eurotatoria; Philodinida; Philodinidae
Source: the annotation of a GenBank genome assembly
AUGAAACAACAAUUUGUUCUAUUCAUUGUAAGUCUUAUUUUAUUUGAAAUUGAUUAUAAUUCAGCAGCAAAUUGGGCAGUACUUGUUGCUGGUUCGAAUGGUUGGUAUAAUUAUCGUCAUCAAGCUGAUUUGUGUCAUGCUUAUCAAAUUUUACAUAAAAAUGGUAUACCAGACUCAAAUAUUAUUGUUAUGAUGUAUGAUGAUUUAGCUCACAAUCGAGAAAAUCCAACAAAAGGUAUUAUUAUUAAUCAUCCUAAUGGAGCCGAUGUUUAUCAUGGUGUACCACAUGAUUAUAACGGCAAAAAUGUAACACCAAAAAAUUUUAUUAAUAUUUUACUUGGAAAUAAAGAAGCUAUGCGAAAUAUCGGUAGUGGUAAAGUUUUAGAAAGUGGUCCCGAUGAUAAUGUUUUUAUCUAUUUUACUGAUCAUGGUGCUGUUGGUUUAGUUGCUUUUCCAACUGGUGUUCUCUAUGCAAAAGAUUUUAAUGAUACAAUCAUAAAAAUGUAUAAUGAAAAAAAAUAUAAACAAAUGGUCAUCUAUAUUGAAGCAUGUGAAUCAGGUUCAAUGUUUGAAAAUAUUCUUUUAAAUAAUAUAAAUAUAUAUGCAACAACAGCAUCAAAUGCUGAAGAAUCAUCAUAUGCUUGUUAUUUUGAUGAAAAACGUCAAACAUAUUUAGGCGAUCUUUAUUCAGUUGUUUGGAUGGAAGAUUCUGAUGUUGAAAAAAUUAAUCAAGAAUCUUUAUAUCAACAAUAUUUAAUAGCAAAAAGAAAAACAAAUACAAGUCAUGUUAUGCAAUAUGGUGAUCUUAUUUUAGGUAAAACUCAUAAUGUUAGUGAAUUUCAAAGUACAGAAAAUUUUCAACAUAAUUUUAUUCAAAAUUAUGAUAAUAAUAUAUUUCAAUAUGAUGUUGUACCGAGUGAAAGUGUUCGUCUUUCUAUUAUAGCUCGUCGUUUAGCUAAUAUUGAAGAAAAUUCAAUUGAUAAAGAAAAUUUAGAACAUCAAUUGGCUCAAUUAAUUCAUGAGCGAGCUAUAAUUACAAAUAAUAUGCAAAAAAUAGCAUCAAUAGCAGUAUCAAUGAAUCGUGGUGAUUAUUUAGAAACGGUCAUAGAAAAACGUCUGAAACUUACUGAACACGAUUGUUAUAUAUCUGUUACACAAUAUAUUCAAGAAAAAUGUUUUGAUCUUCAAAAUGAAUUUGUUCUCAAUAAAUUAUAUAUUAUGGUUAAUUUAUGUGAAAUUGGUUUAGAUGACUUAAUUAUUAAUCAAGCUAUAGAUCAAAUACAAAUGAUGAACAUAGAUAAUAAUAAUAAUAAAUUUUAUUUCGAAACAAAAAAUUAUUUUAUUCGUUUUGUACCUAAUGAAGAUAAUUUGGAUAUAAUAAAUGGAGAUGAUAAAUUAAAUUUAAUAAUUAAUCCUAUAAGUAGAAAUAUUCGUCAUGCACUUGAAUAUUGUGUUAAUGAUUUAAGACAUGAUCGUGAUAAAACUAUUGAACGACUUCUUAAUGAAAAAACUGCUAAUGAUAUAUUACGUUCUAUUGCACAAUUGUUACUUAGCAACGAUGAUCGUGUCUGUGGUAAUAGUGCUUAUAUAUUGGGUAGUGCAGUAGAAUUAGAAGCAGGUUUAAAACAAUUUUUAACUGUAUUUUCUACUGAUCGUACAUCAAAUACAGUUGAUAUUAUACGAGUAUUAUGUCAUUUAUUAAAACAUUCUGAUUCAGAAUGUGUUUUAAAUGCUGCUGGUACACUCGGUACUAUAUGUAGUUCAAAAGAAGGACGUGAUUUAAUAUUAAAUCAUGCUUGUAUUGCACAAAUGAUUACAAAUACAUCAUCAUUAUUAUCUUCUUCUAAUCCAUGGAUAGCUAGUAAUGUUGCAUUAGUACUUGCUAGAAUUACGGUUGAAGAACUUGGUUGUCAAACAAUAUUGACACAUUUGAAACAUCGAGAAAUUUUAAAUGAACUUAUGUUAGCACUUGAUAUUAGUGAUCCAAGUCGUUCAACAAAUGCUGCUUUUGCUAUUGGACGUUUAAUUGAAAAAGAUGAAGGAAAAAAAAUAUUAAUUUCAGUUUGUGGACAAUAUAAAAUUCUUGAUUCAUUAUUACAUAUGCUUGAAGUUAAUGAAGAAAAAGGUGUAAAUAAAAAUGCUUGUUAUGCAUUAAGUUGUUUAUGUACAACUCAUUAUGGUUUUCAAUUAUGUUUACAAUAUUUAACAGUUUUUCAUCGAAUACUUUUUUCUAUUGAAUCAAUACUUUCAUCGAAUGAACAUGAAAAUGUUUGGUUUGCUUUAAUGUGUCUUAGAACAAUUGCGCAAUAUGAUGGAGCUAAUGAUCAUUUAUGUUAUUCAAAAAAAUUACCAGAAAAAUUAAAACAAAUACGAGAUAAAUGGAUUACACGUAAAGAUGUUCAAGAUGAAGCUAAAUUACUUUGGUAUAUGAUACAUAGAAAUAUGAAACCUAAUCAACCAAAUAUUGACGAAUGUCGAAAUAAUUCUACUGAUAUAUCUUGGGAUUUAUGUAUAGAUAAUUGGGAUAACAAUGAAUUUCAAUAUCGAAUUAUUCUUGAUGACAUACCAAUUGCUGUAACAAAUAAUACAAAUUAUUGUUUAAAAAAUUUAAAAGCAAAUACAAAUUAUAGUGUACAAAUUCAAUAUGUAACAUCUCAUGGUGAUAGUAUUCUUAGUGAUCCAACUAUAUUUCGUACAGAUGAAGAAUUACCACCACCUGUUAAUAAUCUUCAUAUUGUACGUAGAUCAAUGACAGCAGCUCGUAUUACUUGGGAAUCACCAGAUCUUAGUGAAUGUAAUUCAUUUAAAGGCUAUCAAGUUUAUUUAGAUAAUACUGAAUAUGAAUGUACAACUGAAUGUGGAAUAACAAUUAGUUCAUUAACAGCUAGUACAACUUAUCAAAUUGAUGUAUGUGUUAUAAGUAAUAAGGGCAAAGGACCACGUGCAACAAUAAAUUUAAUUACUGCUUCUGCAGGUGAUUCAUAUCCAGCACCACCUACAUUUUCAAUAAUAGGUCGACGUGAAAUACAUAUUAAAUGGCAACCACCAGAAGUUUUAUCUGGCCGUUUUAGUCGUUAUGAACUUUUAUGUAAUAAACGAUGUAUUUAUUCAGGUACAGAUCAAGAAUAUCAUGCAGCAAUGCUAAAACCAGAUACAGAAUAUAUAAUGGAAGUUAUUGUUAUUACAAAUGAAGGUCGAUUUCGUAGUCGACCAGCAAAAGUUCGUACAUUAAAAGAUGAAUUUAAUAAUACACAUCGUCAUUCACUUUAUGAAACACCAUCAUCAAAUCAAAAUUUAUCUAAAUUAAAACGUAUAGAAACAUUUGAUUCAGUUCAACUUUCAGGAACAAAUAGUAUUACUUCAAAAAUAUCAUCAAAAUCUGAACAACGUUUAUCUAAAGAAAAUAAUGUAUCAAAUCGAAAUGUUGAUAUGACAACUGUUCAUACAUUACAAUUAAAACCACAUAAUUUAUCUACUGCUCGAUCAUUACCCGGAUUAGCCAAAGGUGUUCAAUCACGUUCGAUAGGAACAAUUAAAACACGUCAAGUUCAUCGAUCUCAAACAAAUUUAUUAAAUUCAAAUCAACGACAAAUUCAAACACGAAUAACAGCUUCUGUUAUUGUUCCUACACUUGCUAUAGAUCCUGAUCCUAAAAUAACAUGGGCAACAUCUGUUCCACAUAAAGUUACACAAUCAACAUCAUUUCGACUUGCCGUAACAUCAAAACCAUCAUCAAUAUUAAAUGAUACACGAAAAAUUGAUCGUUGUGUAUCAACAUCAUUACCAGAAUUAUCAUUAGAUAUAACACGAAUGAAAACAUUUAUUCCAUCAUAA